Messenger RNA from Porites evermanni, 220 nucleotides. The record is from the annotation of a GenBank genome assembly. NCBI's taxonomy places the organism in Eukaryota, Metazoa, Cnidaria, Anthozoa, Scleractinia, Poritidae.
AUGGCCCUCAACACGUCUAAAACUAAGUCUAUCUUGAUUACGACUCAACAGAAAUUUCAUCACCUGAAUGAUUAUUCUCUUGAUGUCAUGAUUAAUGGGAAGUUAAUUGAACAGGUUGAGCAUGCUAAACUACUUGGUGUUACUCUUGAUUGCCAUCUUACAUGGGAGAAACACAUUGAAAAUAUAUGUUCAAUUGUAAACAGUAGACUGUCUCACUUAA